Pungitius pungitius (ninespine stickleback) is the source of this 3227-nucleotide messenger RNA. RefSeq names its product family with sequence similarity 89 member A (gene fam89a). The record is from RefSeq and is a predicted model, not a curated record. The transcript has 2 exons. Lineage: Eukaryota; Metazoa; Chordata; Actinopteri; Perciformes; Gasterosteidae. Bases 668 to 1198 code for a protein of 176 amino acids.
AUUUGUACCUCAUUUAUUUUUAUAAACAGAGAAAUAGCCACACCUCCUGUCAAGGCUAUAAAAAGACCACUUUCCUGCCCACAAGUGUUGGCAUUGGCACAGUCGCUGUGCUAAAAGGGCAGGAAGCGGAUUUUAUUACUUAUCCACACAAUCAAGUAGGUUCAGAAUAAUAUCUCAUAUCUACCGGAAAUUAUAAUUCUUAACAAACGCUUACAUUAACAAUAUAAAAGGCAUACAAGCACCACAAACUAAUUAACGUAUAAUAUAUUUCAAUUGCUUUCAGUAUCGACCAAUUAAAAAUGACAAAUGGUAUAAUUAAUAUCAUGAGUGAAAAAUGAACAUAUUAUGGUCAAAUGUUAAACUAACGCAGCAGUAAGUAUAUUCAAGAAACAUAAGAAACUGGGGGUGGUGCUUUGGGAACUCCGAUUAUAAUUUAUAAAUAAAAAUAUAUAUAUUUAGUUCACCUGUGGUGCUUUUAUUUUGAAUCUGCGUACCGGAAAUUCAUCUACACGAAUCCGGGUAACUUGACGUGGCGUCGCUGGCCGCCCAGGGCACAUUUAACCACUACUGUUGCUCGGCCCGUUUGGUGCGUGAGACGGCCGUUUUGCACCACGCGCGGACUCAACACAAACAUCUGCUCUCUUUCGCCGAACAUCUGCCCGCCACGAUGAACGGUAAGUCGUCGAACGGUUCGCCGGGAGGAAUGGCCUCCAUCGAGGGUCUCCCCCCGCUGCCGAAGAGCCUGAGCGGCUUGCUGAACUCGAGCGGCGGCUCCUGGAGAGACAUGGAGAGGAUGUACGUGAAGAAAACCAUGAUCCAGGACGACCUGAGCCGCGGCAGGAACGCCGACAACCUGCUCGCCCACAAGCCGGCCAACCUCGACGCUGCUCUGGCCCUCCUGCGGAAAGAGAUGGUGGGUUUGCGGCAGCAGGACAUGUCGCUGCUGUGCCAGCUGUGGUCGCUGCACGAGUCCAUCCAGGAGUACAAGGGCAGCUGCCAGGACCUGAGCGCCGCCUCCAGCCUCAGCCUGAUUGAGAACGGCUACUUCGACGAGGACGACGAGUACUACCCGGAGCCCGGCGCCACUCCCACCGACGAGCAGCCGGACGGAGAAGCCGCGGGCGGCACGGCGGCGGCCAAGAACGGCAGCGGCGUCGGCAAGGACGACAGCUGGGACUCCUUUCACGUUAACAUCUGAGGCCUCGUUUUGUGCGUUUUUCUACGGAUGCGUACAUGUCUCGUGGGGGAGAGGGGGGGGGAGACAAAUACUUUUGAAUCAAGCUGGAAGACUGUCUCUGGAAACCUUCAUGGUCUCCAAGAAGGAACUGGUUGGCUAGAGGUAGCAGUUGAUGCUACGCCAUUACCAUACUAGACUCCAGCUUUCACUUCAGCUUCUCCUCAGGUGAAACACGCCCCUGCUUGUGCUGCAGAAGUGUUGUUUUUUUUUGUGUGUGUGUGUGUGUGUGUGUGUUUUUAUUUUUUUUGCAGUGAGACCAGAAGCUUGAUUAGACCGGGGGGUUGGGGGUUUUCAACAAGCGACGCCCUCUCGAGUCAGGAGUUGAGAUGGAUCGUAAUCCAGGACUCCACUUACUAAACAUUAGGCAAUAUAUAUUAUUUCUUUUUAUGAAAAACUGUGCUGCUGCAUCUAUCAAGUGGUCGCGCUAGCCAGUGACCCCUUUUUUUUUUUUUUUUACAUAUCGAAAAUAUAUGAACAAAGUUGUAUUAUUUAUUGUAUAAUAUAAAUAUCAAGAUAUUUGCUUUCCGUUACACUCAAUGGAAGUUUCUGGGGAUCCCAGAAAUUGUGACUCUGCAAAGAGACGGUGUGAGAAUGUGUGUGUUUUUACUUUUAAGGUGGUGAAAUCAUUAAUUUACAUAAAAGCAGACGGUCUGGACGGAAGUAGUCAGACCGGAAGAAUAGCUCAAGAUGAGGAGUCUCUAUUCUCUUGACACGGUCUAGAGGUGCAGCAGAUAUUUGCUCUGAAAUAGUGUGAACCUUUUAAAGCUUUUGGUGCUUCAACACAACACGGGCCACUUUCAGGUCUGUUGUCAUAGUUACGGCCAUCACUCCCAUCGAUGUUAAUGCCGCAGAGAUGUGGACUUCAUGACGGGUGAAGUAACGUGAGCGCUCAAGUCUCCGUGUUCUGUAUGGUCACAACGGAUCAACAAUAAUCAACAGAGCCAGGUAUAAAGUGCUCACUGGCUGCAAGAGCUUACGAUAUUCAAGAAGAAAAAAAAGAAUCAUUUUCCACAUAACCAGCUUGAGACUGUUCUGGAGUUUACCAGACGAUACGGGUCGCUAACCAGAUUGUAGCAGCAAGUGGUUUUAAUUCAUCUCAAUGUAUCUGUGCCGGCCACUCGAGCCCCCCCCCCCCCCCCCGUUACGCCACACCAUCUUUUUCUCUGACAUGAUGUUUAAAUAUUUCCACUCCACGUACGAACGGUCUUCCUUCGUCUCUUUGACGCCACGGCGAAGAGUUUAGUUGAGCCUAAAGCGCGUCCGGUUCCCCUGGUGCCGUGUCUGUGUGUAGAUCAUGUGACGCCGCCUGCUUCUCGGGCCGGUCCACUGUUGUAGUUCUGGUGGAACACAAACCAAAGAAAAGUGCAGCACUCAAGAGGAAAUUGUAUUUGGUCUGAGGGGCAGAAAUAAGCCAUUAACGAACUGCUCCUGAAUGGGUUAAACGUCCAGCACAUCGGGACAUGCGUCUUGAAUGUCUCUACCCUUCUUUUUUUUAAUUGUGGCGAUAGUUAUUGCCACUUAGUGACUGACAAGUGAAAGUCUUGUUUCUUCACCUUUGGUAAAACGCACUCUGUAUAUCCACAGAUGUUGUGUAAGUAAAAAAAAAAAUUCAAAUGUGAAGUGAAUUGAUAGGAAGCUUUAAUCAAACAGACAGUACUGCAGGGUGACGUCACAACACCGCUGGCUCUGAACAACACUUCCUCCUCGCUGCUUAUUCCCAAAUUUGUAAAUGGAACCAGAAACUUCAACACGAUCUACAGCGGAAUGUGUUGGCUCACUUUUUAUUUGUCACCCGUGUUCUCCAUAAAUGGUCAGAGGUUUUCAGGUCCCGUUUUGUCCGUAACGUCUGGGAAUAACAAAUGUCUCUCAUUUCAGCUUAAACGCGACCCCGGGAUUGUUCAUUGGAUGUCUACACAAUUAGUGCCUUUUGUAAACCUCCAGGUUUCCGAUUGUUCCACCUGUUGAAGAGAAUUCACAAACUGUAAUAUUU